This is a messenger RNA of Guillardia theta CCMP2712, 951 nucleotides long. RefSeq lists its product as hypothetical. The record is from RefSeq and is a predicted model, not a curated record. The transcript is spliced from 2 exons. Lineage: Eukaryota; Cryptophyceae; Pyrenomonadales; Geminigeraceae. The coding region runs from base 1 to 951 and encodes 316 amino acids.
AUGCACCGACGGCAUGCGGCACGGCAAGAGAGGAGGAGGAAGCAGUUAGAGGAGGCGGUGGGAGACCUGCAUGCUGUACAGAGCCUGCUCGACCUUCAGAACGAGGAUGGAGCUUCUUGCUGGCCGACAUCGGAUGCCUCAUGGGUCCCAGACUGGGAGUCGCUGCCUUCCAACCUGGAUCCUGCAUGUGCUGAACUAUCCGAGGACGAGAAGCCAGGAAGAGCGCAGAGAAAGAGGAAGCAACUGGAGGCCAUGGCAGCGUCUAUCAUGCCAUUUGUUGACAGACUGAUUGAAGAACGGCAACAGCAGCGGGUGAGAAUCGUAGAGUUUGGAUCGGGAACUGGACACCUUGGUAUUCUCAUCGCCUACCUCAGGAGAGAGAGUACCCAUGUGACGCUUGUGGAGAGGAAAGAUUACACUUGUAGGAUAGCACAGGAUCGCAUCUCCUCCUUGAAGUUGGACAACGUCCAAGUUUUCUGUGGAGACAUUGAGGACUAUGCGAGCAGUCGGCAAGUGUUUGACCUUGGAACAUCCUUGCACUCGUGCGGGGUUCUUACAGACCUCAUCCUCGACCUCUGCUGCUCCGUCCAUGCUUCCUACGUCCUCUGCCCCUGCUGCUAUGGCCAAUGCUCCCGCAGCGAGAACCUGUCGAGGUUCCAGAGGCCAAGAUCGAAGCAGUUUGCGGAAGUAAUGAAUGAAGAGAGGUUUUCGUCGAUCCUCUCAGGAGCUGAUUAUGCAAUCGGCCAAGGCGACUGGAACUUCGAUGACUGUCCCAACUUCGCCAAGGCAAAGUUCUGCAUGCGCAUCGUGGACGCCGACAGGAAUCUUAGCUCGGAGCGCAUGUCAUGCUACAGGACAUGCCUGCGGUCGUUGAAUCCUCUCAACUGCAGCCCGAAGAACAAUGUGGUGGUAGGGUUGCACUCAGCAUCUUGCAUGGUCCUCAACAGGUAG